UAAGAACUGAUAAGUGCUGACCAAGUGACCAUCCAUUUUGAAACAGCAACCGAGAGAUUUGAGCGUGAUAAGACAAAAAAAACUUCCCCGCUCUAAACGAUGGGGUCAUCGCCGCACGUCGCCGUGGUGGCCUUCCCCUUCAGCUCCCACGCCCCCAAGCUCCUCGCGGUGGCGCGCGCCCUCGCCACCGCGGCGCCGUCCGCGACCUUCUCCUUCCUCUCCACCGCCGGCUCCCUCGAGCGGCUCCGAGGCGCCGGCGCGGCCGUCCCGGGGAACCUGCGCUUGGUGGAGGUACCCACGGGAGGCGGGGACGACGACGAGGAGGACACGCCGGCGUGGCGCCGGAUGGAGCUCUUCGUGGAGGCCGCCGAGGCCGGCGGGCUCAAGCAGUCGCUGGAAGCGGCGGCCCGCGCCGCGGCGCCUGCUGGGGCCGCCGCGACGGUGACCUGCGUGGUCGGCGACGCCUUCAUGUCCAUGGCCGCCGAGGCCGGCGUGCCCUGGGUCGCGGUUUGGACGGGCGGCCCGUGCGCUCUCCUGGCGCACCUCCUCGGUGACGCGCUGCGCGAGGACAUCGGCGACCACGCGGCGAGCCGGGGUGACGAGCUUCUGACCUCCCACGCGGGCCUCGGGAGCUUCCGCGUGCGUGACCUCCCCUUCGGUGGCGCCAACCCCAGCGGCGAGAUGCACCGCGUCAUGAGCCUUCUCCUCCACCGCGUCGCACGGAGGUUGCCCCGCGCCGCCAGUGCCGUCGCGCUCAAUGCGUUCCCGGGCCUCUUUCCGCCGGACGUCUCCGCCGCCCUCGACGGCGCACUCCCCAACAGCCUCGCCCUCGGGCCGUACCACCUCCUCCCGGGCGCCGCCGCCCCGGCCGCCUCCGGCGACCCCCACGGCUGCCUCGCCUGGCUCGACCGCCGGCCCGAGCGCGCCGUGGUGUACGUCAGCUUCGGCACGGUGGCCGCGCUGCCGCCGGACGAGCUGCGCCAGCUGGCCUCGGGGCUCGAGGCCGCCGGCGCGCCGUUCCUGUGGUCUCUCCGGGAGGAGUCAUGGCCGCUGCUCCCGCCGGGGUUCCUGGACCGCGCCGGGGCCAGUGGCUCCGGCACCGGCCUCGUCGUGCCGUGGGCGCCGCAGGGCGCCGUGCUAAGGCACCCGGCGGUGGGCGCGUUCGUCGCGCACUCCGGUUGGGGGGCGGUCGUCGAAGGGAUGUCGGGCGGCGUGCCCAUGGCGUGCCGCCCCUUCUUCGGCGACCAGCAGAUGAACGCCCGCGCCGUGGCGGAGCUGUGGGGUUUCGGCACGUCGUUCGAAGAUAGCGGGCCGAUGACACGCGGCGGAGUGGCGGCGGCGGUGACGUCGCUGCUCGCCGGGGAGGAAGGGGCCCCGAUGAGGGCCAGGGCGCGGGAGCUGCAGGCCAAGGUUGACGAGGCGUUCCAGCCCGACGGCGGAUCCAUGAACAACUUCCGCAAGUUUGUCGAGAUAGUGUGUGCUCGUGCGUGAUGCAUGGAGUUGUGCGUUCGGCCAUGCACUCGAGAUCAGAAACAACUCUCUUACAGUAAAAAGUACAAACAAACGGAAGUCUCUUAAGGACCUAUUUCGAUCUAACGGGUCAUAUCGAUAAGGAUCUGUCUACACACCUGCCCUGGCAAAUUAGAAGGCAAAACUAUUUUAAUUCCUAAUGGGUUUAAUUUGUCACUUAAUAACAACACAACACGAUCAGGUUGAAGGAACAUAUUCACAAUUGUUCCCAUGAGUGUACAUAUAUGUUUGCCGCCAUCUUUGUGAUGAGCCCUAUCAUGAAAGAUGCUAGUACUUCCUCCGUUUCAAUUACAGUUCACUUUAACUU
Setaria italica (foxtail millet) is the source of this 1837-nucleotide messenger RNA. Its product is annotated as anthocyanidin 3-O-glucosyltransferase. The coding region runs from base 100 to 1491 and encodes 463 amino acids. The record is from RefSeq and is a predicted model, not a curated record. The transcript has 2 exons. Gene Ontology annotation, molecular function: UDP-glycosyltransferase activity. Lineage: Eukaryota; Viridiplantae; Streptophyta; Magnoliopsida; Poales; Poaceae.